This is a messenger RNA of Pseudo-nitzschia multistriata, 4055 nucleotides long. NCBI's taxonomy places the organism in Eukaryota, Bacillariophyta, Bacillariophyceae, Bacillariales, Bacillariaceae. The record is from the annotation of a GenBank genome assembly.
GCAAAAGUAUUCACACAAUCCAGAAAUCCCACAACUAGGGUAUAGAUGGCACGAAUACAAAAUGGGAAAAUGUAUGUCGAAGCUCGCAUCUAGGUCGGUUUCACCGUGUAUGAUCACCAGUGCUUCGAUUCGAAGCGCAUCGGCGACAUCGGCGAUCCUUGCGUCAGUUGCUCUAAUUAUUCAUACAUAUAUUAACAAACAAUGGUUGAUAGAUUAUUUCGAUCGGGCCCACAGGAGAAGAAAGCUGAUGCGUCUUUGUGUCAAUUGCGUGCCGGGUAGAAUGGAGUUUGCAGCAGCGCGUGAAUUGGCUUCUACCUGGGCAGAAACUGGAGUUAUAGAUCCCCGGGAGGAACGAUUACUAGCACUUCUAGCUGGAAUUCCUGAGGACCUUAGACAAACCAUGAUGGAGGUUUCCAUCAAGUGCAUGCCGAGCAAAAUGGAUUUGGCAGAUGGAGUUGCUUUGGUUUCCGCCUUGGCAGCCAUAGGAAUCAUCAAUCUGCGAGACAAUCUUAGGAUCGACUUUGAAAAACACUCAAAACACACCGCACCAGUUUGGUUCUAUCAAAUGGACGACGAGGGUCGAGUUAAAAGGUUGCGUAUAGGAGGCAGCAUGAUCUAUUUCGAUGGCAGAAACGAUGAAGACAAUUUUGAUUUACCAUCCGAGAUAGCCCACCUCGAUCAAUUGGAGGAGCUUUCAGUGGUCAACUGUCGGUCUCUCCCUAUAGACAUUCAACAUUUGACAAAUUUAGAGAUUUUAGUGUUUCUGAGAUGCGAUUUCAAUCAACAGCCUUUUUGGCAGCAUGGCCGUGUCGACGAAUAUGGAUUGUUCGGAGUUGAACUCCAGCACGUAACAGGGAUAGGUAUAAUCGAGUGCGAGUGUUUUUCUUCCCGGCCCUUUUUCACAUGGAUGACAACUAAGCUGCCUCGGUUAAAAAAUGUUCAAUGCGGAUGUUUGCAAAAUUCUGAAAUAGACAGUUUUCUGGGAAGACUUCGCACAACAAAUGUACGCUUUCGAGAGAAACUAAGAUACCUCACAAUAGAUUCUAGUAAAUUGAAUGACCGUCAACUGGAAACUCUCUUGAUUGACGUUUUGCCGAGCUUUUCGAGCGUGAAUUAUCUCAACCUCUAUCGCAACAAAAUUCAGAGUUGCCAAUCGGUUGUCAAUCGAAUUCACAAAGACGACGGGAUAAGGUUUGUUCCUAAUUCGAUCGUUGCUGCGAGUUUUCGCGGUAAUCCUAUAGAGGAAACGAUAAGAAGUGAUCGCAGAGAAAAAUCUGCAAUGCUGAGCUUGUUGAAAACAUUUAGCACAAUUAUUAAUCUUGGAAAAUUUCAUGAAGGUGACUAUGAUCCGGAUGUUGAAUACGCAUUGCGAAUAAAUCAUGCCGGGCGGAGUAUCAUCGAAGGUGAAACUGAUGUUCGGUGCCUACCUCUAUCCAUAUGGCCCUUUCUGUUGGAAAAGGCAUUUAGAAACUCUUAUUGGAUCUAUGUGAAGGAAUCGGAAUUGUGUCUCCCGGAAAGAGCAUCUUCUCGGAAAGCAAAGCGUAGUGUGACAGGUGUAUACUACUUACUGCGCCAACUACCAUCAAUAAUUGGCGGGUCUGAUCCUACCGAAUCAUAAUGUUGUCAAGCGACAAAAAAAUCAUACAAUGGAAAUGAUUGAUUCUCUUUCUAGAUGGUUUACUUAAAUUGUGCAAUACGCACGGCACUUGGUAGUGAACACAUUGUCCUAUAGAAAUGCCGACUGGGAUAAUUCAAAUCUAUUGGCUUUUGUGGUAUAGGUUGUAAUUCAUCGACAGAUGCUACGGUAGAAAAAUAUAUGAAAUACAAACUAUUCAUUAUUUGAUGAUUAGAUACCUUUAUUUUAUUUUUCUUCACAGUAUUACAAGCGUAAGUGUUUUCUUUGCCACGAAUGGUAGAAAAAAAAGCAAGUUUUGUUGUGAAUUGUGUAUUUCGAAGAUCGCUGUGCCACCGUUCUCCCCGUAAUUCAGUUGUUGACUUUAUCACAUCAAGUGAUUUUUUAAAACGAACCUCAUACUCUUGUUAUGAAUUGUAUAUUCCACGGUCUUUUACGCAACCUUUCCCCAAUGUCUCGUUAUAUUCAAUUAGUGAAUAUAUGUAUCGACUUGCCCUAAGGAAAUAUGGAAAUUCCAGAAAGUUCCUUCAAUUCUUUGAAUCGUUUCGCUCGCGUCUUAUGGUCUUGAUUUAUGUACUUAUCCGAUUCGGUAUCGGAGAUAGUAUCUCAAGAGAGCCACGGAUGCAGGGAUGCUUCCAUCCAAACGGUUCUGAAAAAGCUCAAAUAGUUCGCCCUCCGGAACAAAUACAGUGUACACAGGAGGCUUGGAUCCGAAGACAGCCUUUAGGUUCGUGUUUGUGACACAGGAUUUACCACCCUGAGCUCCCAGGGGGCUCGCAUCGACCUUGCCCUUGUUCUGAUGCCGGAGGAGGGAUUCAAUGGUAGUCCACGAAUAUUCGUCGUUGUCGCUGUCACAUAGGCUGUUGUCGUCAAAGUCCGCAUCAAGCAAGCUCCGUGUCAGAACACGACGGCGGUGUGCGAUCCAAACGUCUCUGCAGUCCUCGAUUCGAGGGUUGAAGUCCGGGGUUGUUCGAAUCCCACGAGCAUUCGGAUGGUAACAGCCACACGCAAUGUCUUCGAUGGGCUCCCCGGAGACAACAUCGCGGACCACCAAAUGCAGUAAGAUACGCCCCGAAGACCCACGGUUGCCGAUCAAAGAAUUGAGUUUAUAAUCUCCCUGAACCCGGUGUCGACCUAGAUAAGACCAAGGCUUCUUUCGUUUCUUUGUGGAACCAAGUGGUGGACCUAUGGGCUCUUGGCCGUCCCACCAUAGAGCAGGAAACCGCACAUGUUGACUGCACAAGGAUUGCCAAAGAGUACCCGCUUUGAGAGCGUGCCGGUAAGCAGGAUCUUCCAUCAAUUCAUCAUGUAUAGCCGUGCGUGGAGAAAUCAUCUUUUCAAAUGGUAUAGCAGCAGCGGUAACACGGCAAGGUUGUGAACGAGAAGUACCGGGUGUGCCCCUUGAAGGGUUUCCAGUGGGAAGUCCCUUCUUGGAUGCUUCGGGAUUAUAAUUUAUGCACUGGCUUUCAUCGGGCAACAGUUGCUGCUUUUCCGUAAAUUUUUUCAUGAUGGAAUUCAAGUUUUUUUCUUCGACGUGCAAGUUCGCAAGGAAAUCUAGGUUGCAAUUCGCAAAGUCUUCCCGUUCAUUUUUUAUUUCAACUUUGGUGGUAGCGUCACUAGUAGUAUUCAAUUGACCGCAAGUCAAAUUACGCAUCAAGCUUUUUGGCAAGUAACCUUGGCCGAUGGAAGACGAGGCAAAUGUGCUAUCGUCCAUUUCCGAGACUCGCUGCACCAGACAGUUGUAGCUCCUCGGAGUGGUCCGUGUAGCGUCUUCGUUUUGCGUCUCUGAUUUCUUGGUGGCAGGAGAUGGAAGAGCACGAGACGGUUCUUCAGAGCGGGGUUUGUUGUACUUGUCGAUGAUGAAGUGUGCUUGCUGGAGAACACGCAACGUAUCGUCAUAGUCAUCGUUUUUGACGCCUCUUUCGUUCCCCGUGCCAUUGCUGUGAUCAUUGCAGGUCUCGUCGUUGCUAUCGGUCCUCCAGGGAUCCCAGUCGUCUCUAUCGAGGCGUGUUCCACCCCCACUGUCCCUGACCCAAUCAUCGCCACCUCGGCGACGUGCUAUGGAAGAACCACGAUGAUCGAAUCUUGCAGCUCCGACAGGACUGUCCUGACUCAAUUGCCGCUUGAUGAUUUCUGCUCCCAUCAGGAUGCUGCUGUUCGUUACGUUCUGGACCUCCUUUUGAGAACGAGAAAUCUGUGACGCUUGGUAAUGAUUGUUGCGUUGGUGUUGGUGUUCAUUGUGCAGGUUGCUCUUUUGUUUCUCUUCUCGGGAGGUCCGUCGCUUAGCGCUCAGAGCGGAGGCGAACUUUUCUUGCAUUCGCAACGACGACGAAUACAGAUUCUGUGACCAGCGACCAUUGUUCUCUUCCGAAGAGCUGUUUGUAGAACAGGAACCUGUCGGUGAGAUGAGCAUGCCCGGCAC